Molecule: messenger RNA, 4566 nt
Organism: Diorhabda carinulata
Lineage: Eukaryota; Metazoa; Arthropoda; Insecta; Coleoptera; Chrysomelidae
Gene: Myb
Product: myb-related protein A
Exons: 12
Coding region: 211-2544 (777 amino acids)
Biological process (GO): regulation of DNA-templated transcription
Cellular component (GO): nucleus
Molecular function (GO): RNA polymerase II cis-regulatory region sequence-specific DNA binding; DNA-binding transcription factor activity, RNA polymerase II-specific
Source: RefSeq, a predicted model, not a curated record
CUGAAACAGGCAGUGAAACAAAAAUGGUUCUUGUAGCUCUAUAACAUUACAGCGCCUCAAAGGGACGCAGAAGGCAAGGCGGUUGUCAAUUGUCAGUUCUUAAGUUGUCGUAAUCUCGGUUGGAGGGAAUAACAGAGACAUUUUUCCAAACAUUUAAAACGGCGUGUGUAUUUUGUGAGUGGUUUGGCCCCCUAGGGGUCAUUUGUGGAUAUGGCAGACUAUUAUAUUAACACAAACCAAAUAUUUAAAAGAGAUGAUUCAGAAAUAGAUAUUAGUGGUAACGAGGACUCGGACGAUUCUGGUGGUGGUGAACAUCCAGCUAGGUCGAAAAAAUCUAUUAAUAAAGGACGAUGGAGCAAAGAAGAGGAUGCUAGGUUGAAACAAUUAGUCGAGGAAUAUAAUGAAAAAUGGGAUAUAAUUGCAGAACAUUUUCCUGACAGGUCAGACGUACAAUGUCAACAAAGGUGGACUAAAGUUGUCAAUCCUGAAUUGGUGAAAGGACCUUGGACGAAAGAGGAAGAUGAGAAAGUUAUAGAACUAGUAAAUAAAUACGGAGCCAAAAAAUGGACAUUAAUAGCACGACAUUUAAAAGGCCGAAUAGGUAAACAGUGUAGAGAAAGAUGGCAUAACCAUCUUAAUCCAAAAAUCAAGAAAAGUGCUUGGACAGAACAAGAGGAUGAACUUAUUUACCAAGCCCAUCAGAUGUACGGUAAUCAAUGGGCUAGGAUAGCGAAGUUAUUGCCAGGUAGAACGGAUAAUGCAAUUAAAAAUCACUGGAAUUCAACUAUGAGACGAAAAUACGAAGCGGAAAAUAGAGAAAAUGGUGAAUCGAGACGUGGAAGACACAGGAAAAAUGUUAGACUUACAGAUGCUAAUGUUUAUUCACAAUAUCCACAACAGAGGCACCAGGCUCUGCAAGUUGGUGAUAGAAUUUCACUGAAACAAGAAAAUGUAAUUACAAAAUUUGAAGAGGAUUGGACCGUUGAAAUGUAUGAUCAAGCAAGUAGUCAAUCGAGUACAGGAGGCUUUUCUGCAGGGGCCCCUACUCCUAGUCCAACAUCUCAGUCUGUGCCUAACACUUAUGAGCGAACAAAUCCAUCACCUCCACAAGCAACGCAAAAUAGCAACGAUCCUAUGUCUUCUUACAAUUACGUCAACAUCUACCCCAAUCAACAUUCACCUGUAAAAUUAACACCAUUGAAUGAUGAAGCCUUAUCAGAUUUUGACAUGGGUUUCUACAAUUCACCUGGUGUGAGUCCACUUAAAAUGGCGAAUAGGCAUUUUAUUAAAGCAAAAGUUAACCAAUCACAUUAUACCCAAACUACACAAGUACCUGUAACCUCUAUCACCAACGGACCCCGUUCAACUACUCCUCCGAUUUUGAGGAGAGGAAAGUCACGUAAACGACAUGACAGUGCCGAAGCAGAGGAAAUCAAUGUUAUGGAUCCGGUACCGGCUAAACUGGAAAUGGACCUCAUUGAUUCAGGAAAAUCUUCAUUUUUCAGUCCAUUGAGGAAUGGACCUUCUCCCAUAAAGCAGCUACCUUUUAGUCCUUCACAGUUUUUGAAUAGUCCAAAUAUUGCCAACCUCACAUUUGAUGUUACUAUGUCUUCAACUCCCAAGUCUUCACAGAAUGGACAAAUUUCUACACCUGUAAAAGAUAAAUCCAGAACGGAUAGAGACUACAGUCCACUUAGCACACCUCGUGGUAUUCAUGCCAUUAUAAAACAAGAUGCUACCGCUUCUUGUUCGACUGCAGCAGAUAUUACCUCAACUCCUAAUAAACGUUUUCCGAGUGAUACACCUCGAACACCGACUCCUUUCAAGAAAGCUCUUGCGGAUCUAGAAAAAAAAUCAGGCCCUAUUAAAAAUCUUCCCGACACACCUUCAUCUAGACUUGAAGACAUCACAGAAAUUAUGAAGAAAGACCAAGACAGUUCACAUUAUGAAACAGAUACUAGCGUUAUGGUUACUAACGAUAGUGGCUAUAUGACUGGAAAACGAAAAGGCGCUGCAUCCUCCGCAGCAGGCAAAGAAAACGUUCUUCCUAACAAGAGAGUGCGCAAAGCUUUAGCCCCUUCCUGGGCUUCUUCCUCAUCUCAAAUGAGCUCUUCGGAUAUCUCUUUCGCUGUCGAGACUCCUAGUAAAUCUUUGGGUGAUGACACCUCAAUAUUAUUUUCAACUCCAUCAUCAAUAAUGAAAGACUCAUUAGGAGUAACAGGAUUGAUGGAUUAUCCCCCACAGGCGGGGUCCUCCAAGCGCCCGCUUCCCGUCAGUGUUCCGACAACAACCCGAGGAGCUUCCUCUGGUUCAACUGUUCUGCGUAGUUCUGCUGCCAAACGGAUCACCUUUGAAGAACCAGGUCCUGUUGCUCCAAAGUUUAUUGGCAAUGGUAUUAAAUGUAAAUCCAGGACUGGUGGUAAUCUCGAUUAUCUUUGGGUGAUGGUUGCUUGCGGACGAACUCAAGAUCAACUAGAUCUUACAGAACAGGCACACAAGUUUCUUAAAACAUCGGGUUUGAAACCACGUUCAUUGAACUUUUGAUAUUCGUGAAUAAUGUAUAUAAACUACAUUCGUUGUUAGAAUGUGGACCGUUUACAAAGAAUUGUAGUGCAAAUAGUUUGUUUUUUACUUAUAUAGAUUUUGUUAUUUGUAAGUUUUAUUUUAUAAUUUGACUUCAGUCAAACUAUGCACAGUAUGUAAUUAUAGUAGUAUUUAUAUAAAGUAUUCUAUUUGAACAAUCUCGCCAAUGCCUACCAAAUAAUUUAUUUAUAAUAUUGGUUUUAAAAUUGAAUAGUUUGUUAAAAAUAGUUCAACUUGCAUCACCACGCCAUUAUUUGCAAUAUCUUAUAUUGAUUGGAUAUUUUAUAUUGAAUUAUAUUUCAAAAUGUAUGUCAACCCCUUGUAAUAAUGUCGCGAUGAUUUGGCUCUAAUGUUGGCCUGAUUGUCCAAAAAUAACUAUAAUUUUACUUUUAAAUUAUGUAAUUGGUACAGUUACGUUUUUAAAAUAACUGAAAUUUUUUCUAUCUACAUUUCACUUUAUGGAUUUAAAAGAAUUUGUUGUUAUUUGUACAAAAAUGAAGAUAUUAGCACACUUGUCAAAGGUUUUUUCAAUUGUUCUAAAGCAACAGACAUGCAAAAUUCUACUUAAUUCUUAACAACUCAACAACACUUAGAGAAUAUUUAUUUUUGGAGGCAGGCACAUACAUUUAAGUGUAUAAGGUGUAUAGCACAUUAUUUAAAUGUUUUUAAUAAUAACAAUACCAUAUAUACCACAUGAACUUAUAACUCACCUGAGCCAAGGAAAAUAAAGUAACAGAAAUCUUCUAUCUUCGUUUAAGUACAGUCCUCAUCAUGACUGUAUAUCUGUGUUACAAAUAAUUAAAAGAUUUAUCUAUCUGAUACAUAUUUAUGUUGAACUGUGUUUGCAACAUAUACACGCAUGUGUUGUAACGUUCAAAUUUUUUUGUUACAACACACCUGGUAUGUGUUAUAUUAAUUUAUUUAUCAUAAUUAAAAUUUAUUUGCACUAACCUAAUUAAUUUUGUGAAACAAGUUUCUUUAUAUUACAAGUUGUCAGACAACAUAAUAUAAUAUUUCAGCUUAUGGCGCAAAUAUAAUUGCAGGAAAAAGAAAAACAAACCAAAGACAGUACUCCAACAUAUUCCUAUGAUAUUUUGGUAAAGUGUAAUGGGAAUCCAGUGAAAUUUUUCAGUUUAUCAUAAUUUGUCGUUACACUAUAUUUAAACAUACACUGAUAAAUUGUAAUUAAGUUGGUUAGAUUUUCAUUUAUAUAUUUAUGUUCUGUAAUUUUUUUCCCAGUACUACAUUUUCUCAUUCUGUUGAAUGGUAAAUUUUUGUAUCUUAGUAGUAGAUGAAUUGAUAGUUUUCUUUUUGUGCACCUUUAUCUCAUAACAAUUUUGUUUAUGAUCUCUAACGCUAUAAUUCCUGCUCAUUUUACACUUUAACGUUGACCAUUAUCCAACUUUCCUACUACAUUGUAGAGGUAACAAAUUGUUCUUCUGUUGGUCUGCAAGUAUCUUCUUAUAAUUUAUAUAAUUUGUAAUUUUUUUCAAUUCAAAGGUGGUGCAAAAAAUAUAUUUAUGAAUUUUUUUGUAUAAUACCAAGUUUUAUAUUAUAAAUAAACAAUAUUUUGUUCGUUCAAUAUUGGUGAUGUAAAUUGUUAUUUUUUUACCACAAACAUUUUAAUAUAAAUGUAUGUUACUGUAUAAGAAUGUUCAUAAUCCUACUUUUGUGUUUGUUAGAAUUUGUACAAGUUUAGUAUUUUAACAAAAAUUGAUUAGUAAAUUAAUAUAAAUUUGUAUUAUUUGAUGUAAAAAAUAUUAAAAAAAAUGAACUGGCUUUUGAAGCUUUAAAAGCUUAAUCGAUUAUAAGAGAUAUUUUGGAGACAUAAUUUUAAAUCACUUUCAAGUUAUAAUUUAUUUAAUAUUUCACAUCCCAUAUAUAUUGUAUUAUAUGAUUCCAAAAAUUUCCAUGAUGUGAAAAUAAAAUUUUUAUUUAUUUGAUUAUCACUGUAUAUUGUAAUAAAACUUGCUAUCUUUACAA